UUUGAUCCAAGGGGGAAACUGUCAAACGAAGAACCACGGAAUAGCGUUAUUUAUUUGUUUGUAUUUCGCAGUUCUUCCAAAAGUUUGCAAAAUACAGUGAAAUUGGUGCGGUUGUAUCGUACAAUUCGCGCUGCCUACCAUUGGUGAGACACCAUGGCACACAGUAUCGUUAGAACGAAAAAUCGGUGGACAACGGCGCAGCUGGAACUGCUUGUAGAUGUGUGGGGAAAAUACUACCAACAACUGAAGGCAGGCCGUGGCCACGAAGAGAUCUACGAAAUGAUGGUAGACGAGCUAAAGGAAGCCGGAUGUCUGGAAGCCACCGUAAAACAGGUGCGGGGUCGUAUACACAACCUUAGCGGAAAGUAUAGGAAGGAGGCAAGCGAGGUACUGAAAACGGGCAUACCAUCACAGUGGAGCUUGUACAGUAAGAUUUCGAAAUUUUUCGAAUAUUCCGCCCCGGCACGGUUUAAGAAUUUGGGACCCCCGGUGUACGAUAUGACCGAAUACCUGGACAUGGAUCUCGUGAUGACGGGUGUAAUUGAGCGACAUGCGUCCAACAGAAACCGGGCCGACAAUCAUCCGGCAGAAUUUGAGCUGGAGGAAAACUCGCUCGACAUGGAGGACGAUGAGGUAGAACCGGGCGACGGGUCGGCCGAUCGUGCAAAUCGCGAAGAAUAUUCCGACAUGGGAAUGUACGACGAUGAAAAUACGCUCGAUGAAUUUCCGGUGGAAGAUGAACGCCGCUCGGGCAGUAGGUCGGGGGAAGAGCAAGAGCACGUACAGCAACAAUCAGAGCACGAGGAAGAAUCGGUAGUGAAAGAAUCCGAGCGGGAUGACACGGAUGAGGAUGGAGAUUCGACUGCGGAAGAUGACGAUAUUACUGUUCUGGAACAACAAACGCAAAAGUCUAGCGAAGUGUUUCAUAUUGAGGGCGAUUUUCGGCAGGCAGCAAUUGAAGAGUUUUUGUGUCAAUUGUACAGCAAUCAACUGUAUGCGGACGUGAUGCUGAUUACAUGCCACGAGGGCGUUACGUGCGUGAUGCCGGCACAUCGAAUGGUUUUGGCAAACUUUAGUGAGUUCUUCUCCAGCGUCCUGGGCGCACUAAAACCGAACACAAACGGGAACCCGAUUACGCUCUGCCUGCAGCCCGACAUUUCGCAACGCAUUAUGCAGCUUCUGCUACAGUACAUGUACACGGGCAAAGCGUCCGUGCCGAAGGGGCUGCUGGCGGAUUUUCUUCGCUGCGGACAAAUUCUCCGCGUUCGGGGCAUAUGGAACGAAGAGAGGGGAAAAGCACCGGCAAAACCGGCAGCAAUUAAGCCACCUGCCGUUGUGAACGUAAGCAAGGAAAUGCACACCCGCGCACCAUCGUCCAUUUCCGACGAGGAAGAGGAACGUUCGCUUUCCUCCUCGUCGGUCACAAAGACAGCCGAUCUGUCGCCGAAAGAUACCGGCAGCAGUACAAGCAGUUCCGAAACGGAACAGUCGACGGUAACGGAACGGUCCAAAAAGCGGCGCAAAAAAAUGAGCAAAAAGGCGUCAAAAAUGCGUCGUGUCGCGAGCGAAGAGGAUGACGAUUCGGAUGAUGUAGAAGUUUCGUCCAAGGUUGGGUUUGAUUUGCUACGCUCGGAUUCGGAAACGGAGGACAAAACGACGACAGAGUCGCGUGAUAGGCGAAGCGCGACCAGCGACGGUGUGUCCGAGGGCAGUGAAGAAGACGUCGACGAUGAUGAAUCCUACGAUCUCGAUGAUGAGGAUGACGAUAGCACGGACGAUUACGACGAUUACGAAGAGGAGGAGGAGGGCCUGGACGAUGAGAAAGGAUCGGUAGAGGACGACGAGGAGGAGGAUGAAGAGGAGGAUAACGGGACGGAAUACAUUGACACGGAACAAGACGAUGCUGAGAUGGACUUUGAAAUGAUUAGCGUGGUGAAUGGCGACGCCGAGUCGGUGGGCAAUGUGUCUACCGGUGUGACGACAACCCCGGAACCAUCGCUACCACAAUCGGAAGCAACGUCGGAGAAGGAAAGCAUCGAACACAACAAUCGGAUACCGGCGAAUGGAAGUGUGAAUGGAAGCGUGAACGGAAGAUCGCGCCAAAGCUCGGUAUCGCUAGAACAUGGACAAUCGGAAGAAUCGGAACAAACGGCACCGGUAAAACCGUCCACAAAACCACCCGACAUUCGACGCACGUAUCAAGUAGUACCUUCCGCGCCUCAUACCACACAUGAACACAUGAACGGUACGGCACCGUCACACCCCAGCCAUCCGGAACAGUGCGCCAACAAGCAUGAUUACGCACAACCUACCACGAGUAAGAGUGCGCUGUUGCGCAAGGUGCGGUCGGUGUACAGCUGUAAAAUAUGUGGCGAGCGGUUCAAAACAGCCGACACCUGGGUGGAACACAUCGUGUACGAACACUACGAGCGGAAACCGAUCACGCACGAGGAAAGCAAUCCGAAAGGACACAUCACGAUGCUGCAGUGCGAUCUGUGUAGCAAAUUCCUUGGCUCGGAAUACGACUGGGUGUAUCACGUGCUGAAGAAACACACCGAACGAUAUCCACACUUUCACGAAGAGUUCUCGCAGUCGGAUUGACCCUCCCGCGGCGUGCAAUCGUUUCCCGCUGGCAUACGUUGAAGAUGCAUGAUGAUGGAGGAUAGCGUCGGGGGAGGGGCGUUUAGGUUGUUGUCUCACCAGGCUCUACAUAAUGUUUAUGUAGACGUAUAUAUGUUUAGGGCGCAGAGGGCACCCGUCCGUAAGGUUAAAGAGCGUUUAAAGAGCGGGACGGUGACGGUGUCACUUACGCAUUCUUCUCUGCUUUUGCACACGAAUAGGCAUCCUUCUUCCUGUUUGGCACUACGAUCCCAAGAGAAACUCCUAGACAGCCAUUUCUUGCUUCCUUGACUUAAUUUUACCCGCUCAGCUCAGGAUGCUCAGUCCUUGCGCGUAUUGUAAUGUGUUCUACUUUACUUUUCUUCUUCUUCUUCCUUGGCACUACAACCUCGAGAGGUCUCGGCCUGCCACCAUUUCUGGCUUUCUGUGACUUAAUUUUACCCGUAGCAACGUAGUCAGCCAUGCGUACGGGGAGGCGGUCUGGAUGGGAUUUGAAUCCCGGUCCUGCCGUAUGAAGACCGGCGCCGUUAUCGCCUCGGCCACCGGACCGCCCCAAUACACUACUUUACUUUUACACCCAGACAGUUUUUACUUUUACACAGAGAAAGUUUUAUAUUUUCACUCGCACUGCUAACCCCCUGUUUUAAUGCGCAACACUUUCGGACGGGUUGCGAGGUUAUUUUAAACAGAUAGAAAUUGCCACAUAUGUGUAUUUAUAUGUUAGCCUAAGGUAGCACCAUAUGAAGCUGAUCAGAACAGAUGUCAUGUAACGGCAGACGGUGUACAACAAUUCACACAUUGUACAAAUUUUUAUGCUCUAGAUUGUAAGUAAAUAAACUCUCGAACCUGUUUUUACUACCGGAUGUUUGACUCUUCCGACGGUGGCGAUCGCCCUCUCUGUGUGUUUAUGGACUUGUGCCUUCCGGUACCAGCACGUUUGUACGCAUCGCAACAAGGAACCUUCAAAGGAACUGCUUGAGUCGCACAGUUCAAUCUCCUUGGCCUUGAAAGUAAGCACAGUGGGAAGAUGGGAACGAUUGUAGGGUCUAAAGUAAAAAGGGUAGAUUGUAUCUAACCUUAAAUAUUUUAUUUUUCUUGUAAUAUCUGCGUUACACACAGGAUGCUUUUUAAAAUACAUCUACAAUGUGUAUUGGUGAAAAGCAAGUAGUGAUUAUACGCGAACUAGUAGCAGUAGUAGUAGUAGUUAUGGCACUUCUGCAAUACGCCGAGUGCACUUUAGUAGGGGUUCCAAAAGGGAUUCUGGUUCGGUCAACAAAAAAA
Anopheles stephensi (Asian malaria mosquito) is the source of this 3900-nucleotide messenger RNA. RefSeq names its product protein tramtrack, beta isoform-like. The transcript has 6 exons. Gene Ontology annotation, cellular component: nucleus. Lineage: Eukaryota; Metazoa; Arthropoda; Insecta; Diptera; Culicidae. Bases 154 to 2601 code for a protein of 815 amino acids. Gene Ontology annotation, molecular function: protein binding. Gene Ontology annotation, biological process: regulation of transcription by RNA polymerase II. The record is from RefSeq and is a predicted model, not a curated record.